This is a messenger RNA of Vitrella brassicaformis, 995 nucleotides long. Lineage: Eukaryota; Vitrellaceae. The record is from the annotation of a GenBank genome assembly.
UGUAGACCGACGGCUGUGAUGUGGUCUUUGGGACGAGACGCAUUUAAACAACACAUGUAUGUAUGUGUGGUGUGUGUGGCUACAUUGUUUGGUGCACACAGACAACGCCUCGUCAGCCAGACCCAACACACCCGCAUGUAUGUACUAGUGUGCAGAGAAAACAGCUCAUGCAGUGAAUGCAGAGAGCCGUAAGUAAGUCAAAUCACUGUCAGCCAAGCCAAGCCAAGCUAGAGUGGUACAAGCAGUCAGGGACCGACCAGCCAGGCCGCCAAUGAUCACCCGCCUCUUCCCCCCCGUCCCCUGCCCCUGCCUCUGCCCCUGCCGCGCGCUCUGCCCCGCCCAGGCCGCUCCUUCGGGGGCUUGUUCUUGGGCGCGUCGUCUAUCAACAGAGUGUCCAACGGUAGAGAAUCCUGGAUGGAUCAACCACACACAAGGGUACACGUGUCAUGUGUGUCGUUGCGAUGAUGUCUUGUGUCGGUUUCUUUGUGUGAAUGGGUGCGGUGCCUACGGGUAGGAUGAAGUAUCUGAUGUUGUUUCCCCUGAUGGUGAGGUGGUCCAUCGACACGGGGUUCUUCUGCUUGACCGUCAUCUUGACGUUCUUCAGAUGGGUGUUCAUCGAUAUGUCCACACCCAGCACCGUACCCUGCACCACCGUCCUGCAUGGGGAUAACGAACACAACACCACAACAUACCAACACAACAACAUUCAGCAAGACGAAUGCGUAAGUGUGUCUGUGCGGGAUAGAUGCGUGUGCGUGUGUGUCUACCCAUUCUUGAGUUCAAUGACGACGCUCUCAUUCGAGAGCUUCAUCAAGAAGCGCACCAGCUUCAUCGUGCCUCACGCCACAACCACCAGAUGCGGCACUCAACUCAAAGCCUCCUUGUGGAGGGAUUGCAACCAGAUCUGCCCUUGCAGGGCUCAGACCAGUGUGUGUGGAAGCCGUGAAGGUAGCUCUCGAGUCGCUUUCCCCUGAGAAAAAGAUGCGACCUCAGUU